ACCCGCCCGUCACCCUCCAGCAGCGCGCAGGCGCAGCGCGGCGCCCCGGGAAACAUCUCGCGCCGGCGGCGGUUGGACCGGCCGACAUGGCGGCGCUGGCGCGGCUCGCGGUGGCCGCGCUGCUCUGGGCGGCCCAGGUGGCCGGGGAGUACGGGAUGGUGCGCGUGGUGUCGGAGACGGAGGUGCUGCAGGGCAAGGAUUACUGCGUCCUCUACAAUCCGCAGUGGGCACCGCUGCCCCACGACCUCAGCAAGGCGUCCCUCCUGCGGCUGCAUGACUGGACCAGUUCGCUGCUCUGCUCGCCUGCAGACCUGCCAGUUGAUGGCUUCAGCAACCAGCUCGCCCUGGUGGCCCGCGGGAACUGCACCUUCUAUGAGAAAGUGAGGCUGGCCCAGGGCGGCGGGGCGCAAGGCCUGCUCAUUGUGAGCCGGGAGAAGCUGGUGCCCCCUGGUGGCAACAAGACACAAUACGAAGAGAUUGGCAUCCCCGUGGCCCUGCUCAGCCAUAGGGACGUGCUGGACAUUUUCCGGCGCUUUGGGCACGCCGCAAGGGCGGCGCUCUACGCCCCCAAGGAGCCCGUGCUGGACUACAACCUGGUCAUUAUUUUCAUCAUGGCCGUAGGCACUGUCGCCCUCGGGGGCUACUGGGCCGGGAGUCGGGACGUGAAGAGGAGGUACCUGAAGCAGAAGCGUGAUGAGGGGCUGGACAAGCAGGAGGACACGGUGGUGGACGUGACGCCGGUCAUGAUCUGCGUGUUCGUGGUCACGUGCUGCACCAUGCUGGUGCUGCUCUACUACUUCUAUGACCAGCUGGUCUAUGUCGUCAUUGGCAUCUUCUGCCUGGCCUCUUCCACCGGCCUCUACAGCUGCCUGGCGCCCCUUGUGCGGAGGCUGCCCUGCUGCACGUGCAGGGUCCCCGACAACAGCCUCCCAUACCUGCGCAAGCGCCCGCAGGCCCGCAUGCUGCUGCUGGCUGCGUUCUGUGUGUCCGUCAGUGUGGUGUGGGGUAUCUUCCGCAACGAGGACCAGUGGGCCUGGGUGCUGCAGGACGCCCUGGGCAUUGCCUUCUGCCUGUACAUGCUGAGGACCAUCCGCCUGCACACGUUCAAGUCUUGCACGCUCCUGUUGCUGGUGCUCUUCCUCUACGACGUCUUCUUUGUCUUCAUCACACCCUUCCUGACCAAGAGUGGGAACAGCAUUAUGGUAGAAGUGGCUACAGGACCCACAGACUCGGCCACCCACGAGAAGCUGCCCAUGGUCCUGAAGGUGCCCCGGCUGAACUCCUCGCCACUGGCCUUGUGUGACCGGCCCUUCUCUCUUCUGGGUUUCGGAGACAUCCUGGUGCCAGGGCUGCUGGUCGCCUACUGUCACAGGUUCGACAUCCAGGUGCAGUCGUCGCGUGUCUACUUUGUGGCAUGCACCAUCGAACGCCCUGUCUCUGCAGCCUACGGCGUGGGCCUUCUGGUGACGUUCGUGGCGUUGGCACUAAUGCGGCGGGGCCAGCCCGCCCUGCUCUACCUUGUGCCCUGCACUCUGGGGACGAGCUGCGUCCUGGCGCUGUGGCGCCGCGAGCUGGGCGCCUUUUGGACCGGCAGCGGCUUUGCGAAGGACCUACCUCAGACUCCAUGGGCCCCCAGCCCCGCCGAGAACCCCCAGCCACGCAAGGACCCGGAUGGCCCCACCUCCCCCCUGCCUCCACGGGAAGACCCCGACGGCCUUGCCCUGCCCACCUCACAGCCUGAGGAGCCCGGGGCCGGGAGCCCUGCCCAGGAGCCCGGCUGUGCCCCCAGCUGCAGCCCCAGCCCCUCCACAGCUGGGGACCAAGUGCCAACCAGCCCUGCAGCCCUCCCCAGCUCCUCGGCCUAGAGCAGCCGACCACGCUGAGAAGGAGGGGUCCCGACACCCCAGCCAUCCCCUGGACCAAGACCUGCGCCGGGCCGCCCCCUCCCCACAUGGUGCUCAUGACCCCGGCCAGGUCCCCGGCUCCAGCUCCGCCACCCCCACCCCCGCCCCCCUCCCCUGCAGCCACUCAUGGCUCUUGCCGGGUCAAAGCCCCUGGCACAGC
Messenger RNA from Ochotona princeps (American pika), 2064 nucleotides. RefSeq names its product signal peptide peptidase like 2B (gene SPPL2B). Gene Ontology annotation, cellular component: Golgi-associated vesicle membrane; lumenal side of endoplasmic reticulum membrane; cytoplasmic side of endoplasmic reticulum membrane. Gene Ontology annotation, biological process: membrane protein proteolysis. NCBI's taxonomy places the organism in Eukaryota, Metazoa, Chordata, Mammalia, Lagomorpha, Ochotonidae. The coding region runs from base 87 to 1865 and encodes 592 amino acids. The record is from RefSeq and is a predicted model, not a curated record. The transcript is spliced from 15 exons. Gene Ontology annotation, molecular function: aspartic endopeptidase activity, intramembrane cleaving.